Dalotia coriaria is the source of this 1425-nucleotide messenger RNA. It is a transcript of the gene Vha36-1, whose product is annotated as V-type proton ATPase subunit Vha36-1. The transcript is spliced from 5 exons. NCBI's taxonomy places the organism in Eukaryota, Metazoa, Arthropoda, Insecta, Coleoptera, Staphylinidae. The record is from RefSeq and is a predicted model, not a curated record. Bases 122 to 871 code for a protein of 249 amino acids. Gene Ontology annotation, molecular function: proton-transporting ATPase activity, rotational mechanism. Gene Ontology annotation, cellular component: proton-transporting V-type ATPase complex.
AAGCAUCAUAUGACCAAAUGUCAGAAAAACAGGGAAGACUGUGAACGCUGUGUGAAUUUGCGCACAAGUCAGCUGACUCCUGAAACUCCUUUAUAGUUUGCACAGGGAAUACUCGUCAAAAAUGUCUGGAAAAGAAAGGCUUCCCAUUUUCCCCUCUCGUGGUGCCCAAAUGUUAAUGAAAGCUAGACUAAAGGGUGCCCAAAAGGGCCACAGUCUGCUGAAGAAGAAGGCGGAUGCGUUGCAAAUGCGCUUCCGUAUGAUUCUUGGCAAAAUCAUUGAGACCAAAACAUUGAUGGGUGAAGUAAUGAAGGAAGCUGCCUUUUCAUUAGCAGAGGCGCGUUUCACUACUGGAGAUUUUAAUCAAGUGGUUUUGCAAAAUGUCACAAAAGCUCAGAUUAAAAUUCGUACUAAGAAGGAUAAUGUAGCAGGUGUAACUUUGCCUGUAUUUGAGAGCUAUCAGGAUAGUACAGAUACUUAUGAGUUGACUGGCUUGGCCAAAGGUGGGCAGCAGCUUGCCAAGUUGAAGAAGAACUACCAGAGUGCAGUGAAACUUCUUGUUGAGUUGGCGUCGCUGCAGACAUCUUUUGUCACACUUGAUGAAGUCAUCAAGAUUACUAACAGGAGAGUUAAUGCUAUUGAGCAUGUAAUUAUUCCAAGAAUUGAACGUACAUUGGCCUACAUUAUCUCUGAACUGGACGAGUUGGAGAGAGAAGAAUUCUACCGCUUGAAGAAAAUUCAGGAUAAGAAACGCAUAGCACGUGCAAAAACCGAUGCGCUUAAGGCGGCUAUGAUUGCCGAAGGCAAGUUGAGGGAGAAUGAUCAUCAAGCUGGCAACAUGCUCGAUGAAGGAGACGACGACAUCCUGUUCUAAUACAUCACGCGCUCCCAUAUAUCCGGCUACUCAACAAUUGUAAGAUAUUAUUUCGAACACACAAGGUGUCGUAUUGCAUUGAGAAACGUCAACUUAAAUAUGAAGUCAUUUUCAAUUUUUAAUUCGGUUCAUAUCAACUCGGCUUAUAUGAUUUCUUGUAAAUAAUUGUAAUUGUAGAAGCGAAGAAUCCGUUCAUAUUAAUCUAUUGCACUAUAAACGAUUGCAAUAACAUUAAUAUGAUGCGAGUAGUCAAAACAAUAAUAAGAAAACGAACCAGAUACAUGUCCGAUAAGUAAACAAAUACACGUUAAAGCGAUGUGGAGCAUAAUAAAGAUUCCAUUUUACAUUAGGUUACUAAGGUAAACAGAGUUGAUAAAGCAUAGAACAUUUAUUUAGUGCAAGUUCUUUUAUUCUAAUUUAAAUAGCUUAGAUGCGUUCUUGACGCAAACUGUUAUGUAUUAUAGAUUCAUAAUAAAUCUAUGGUGUCCACAAUUAUUUGCGUGUUGAAAAAAAUUUAAACAUGUACUUGUUGCAAUAAAACGUUUUGAUGUUAA